UAAGGAUGAUGGCAUCAUAUGCGGAGAAGUCGGUCAUGUCAUCUGUCGUUUACAGCAGUAACUGCAUCAAGAAUUGUAGAACAAACAUGGUGGCAAAUCUGACAACAAUUUUCAUUGUCAUAUGUUUCACGGCCAACGUUUGCUUUGGACAGCUUUGUGGACAAAAUGUGAAGCACGAACAACUGGAUGUUGCGAAAGCCAGUAAAGUGAUGCACAGAUGGUAUGAUGCCAUGGACAUUGUUCCUGCCAGAAUACCGGGAAUUGUCUUUUGUUAUGAUGUUGGAAAUAUUACAGAAGUAGACGAUGGCUUCCUACUCACAAGGACACUUCAAGUCAAAGGCCGACCAGCUGAAGAGUCAAUAGAUAAUUACGUUCACUUUAUACACAACGGAGAUGGAACAUAUACAUCAAAUCAGGAACUGGUUCCUGCAAUGGCGAAAAAGGCUAGAGAAUUAUUUAAGCCUUUUCUUGACGAAAUCGGCCUGCAGAAAGAAGAAGCAAGGAUAUAUAGAAUGAUGAGUGGAAACUUUUUCUUCCUUACCGACUACGAUGAAUACUUCAUCAUAGCAAAAUGUGCUUCUGGGUCAACUCUGCUUGCCGCCAUCAAACACAAGAGAAAGCAACCUACUGGGAACGACGUUGUGAACAUAUGGAAUGUAUUUUCCAAGUAUGGAGAAGCUCCCAGCCCGCACUGGGAAGGUUUUUGCACCAGAAGAGGGCUCACAAAACAUGAAAUCGGAGUAAAUUAACUCUAAAAUAAGGAUAUAGAAAUUCCAGUCAAUGAUAUCUAGUUGACGAACUCGAACUUUUCUUUUUUACUUUUACAAUAUAUUCCGGGAGAAUAAUUAAUUUUGUCACGAAAUAAUUGAUUGUAACAUAAUUGAAAAACGGAAUAUAAUUGCAAAUCACCCAUCAAGUAUAGACCAUAUGUUGCAAAACGUAACAUCUAUUCGUUUAAGCCAGGGGUCAUCGAACUACGGCCCGCGGGCCAGAUCCGGCCCGUGUCGUCCUUUCAUCUGGCCCGCAAUAACACGAAAAAAUGGCAAAUUUUUUUCCAAGAGAUGUUUCCCCGAGCAUCGACUUCCUCGUUCAUUUCGUAAGGUUGUCAAUCAGUAAGAUGCAAAAAGUGACUUAACAAUAGACCCAUUCGUAUCCGCUCAGACACUUUUGUCACUCGGACAUAUUUUCGGUCGUGGUUUCAAUUAGUAGGCCUACCUCGUUUUCGCGAUUUUGAAUGCUAUUCGUUAGUUUUUGGUCGUGAUUCCGGAAUUUGAGUAUGAAUCAAAUAAUUCAAUCAUCAUUAUGCCGUCUUAAGAGUUGUAGUUUAAUUGCAGUAAUCAAAAAUUGUCUUGAAAUGACUGUGAUAAAAUAGGAUAAAAUUCACUACCCGUACGCAACGUUUUCUGCGAAGGAUGUCCUGGUACACUUGUGGCGCGUGCCUUCAGCGAAACUGUUACUGUGUACGUUUCUCGUGCUAGAAUGAACGUCGAACUUGCAUUUUGCGCUAAUAGUACAAGUCACGUUAACUUUUGUACUGCUAAAUGCGGAUUUUCAUGACAGCAAUUGUUUUGCUAACACCUAACCUCAAGAUAGUUGUCUAGAAAUCUAUAUAUAUUUGUUUUGUUAUGAUGUUCUUGAUCUAUAUUCUGCGAUAUAGAAUUUAAUAUUCAAGACUUUAGAAAUGUAGAAUUUUUAUUGUUGAAUAAAAUGAAUGGAUUUCCCAACCUUUGGGAAUUUAUUGUAUUACAUUGACAAAAAUAAUUGUUCGGCCCGCUUCAGCCCAGUUUGAGUCAUACCUGGCCCGCGGUCAAAAAAGUUUGAUUAGCCCUGGUAAGCUUUCUAAACUUUGGGUACUUGGGUUAUCUUUGAGCUAGGUUUUUCCAGAUAAUUCAUGAUGAAUUAGAGAAGAAUGUGCAAUUUUCCACUACAUCACGAAGCCAAUCAUUUCAUCAAACUGCAUAAUUGUUUCACUAGCGAAUUUUAACUACGUCCCUCUUUGAUAAAUAUGGCGAUUUAGAGAAUCAUGUCAAUGAUAAAUAAUCCCUUCAAAAUUUUACUUCAAAGCUUAGUGAUAAGUCAAGCAAUGCGGUCAUUUGUGGCUAUCAUUAAAUUUAGAAACCUUCGAAUAUUACCUAUCUUUUCGAAUUUGAUUUUAAUAAUAUCCAAACUAUCUUGAAAAAUUAUGAUUCAAAUGAGCUUAGUAACAAGUCAAGCAAUGCGGUCAUUUAUGGCUAUCAUUAAAUUUAGAAAGCCUUCGAAUAUUACCUAUCUUUUCGAUUUUCAAUUUAAUAAUAUCCAAACUAUCUUUAAAAAUUUAUGAUUCAAAUGAAUCUAAAAAAGCAUAGGAUGGUAUUUCUAUGAAAUUGAGUCUGUUCUGUUACUUUUGAGUGAUCGCGUUAUGGAAUUUAGGAAUAUCUCGGAGCUAAAGUCUCACAGCUCACAUUGAGAUAUUUCAUAUAUAUAACUAUUUGCAAUUUUGUAGUAAAUUUUCGAGUAGGGUAACUGUAAUGUUUUUCACAUUUUUGGGUGGAGAUAAUAAUCCAAUUUUUUUGUGACAGCAAAUGGAUUCGUCUUCACGUUUUGUUACGUUUUAACUGAGUAUAAAAUAACAAUCAAAAAACUUUACAUGAUUAUAAUUUAUAGAAAUUCUGAUGCUUGAUUUUAUGAUCGUUCAUUUAUUAAGUUUAUAUUAAUAAAUAAAAUUUGAUGUGAAAUGAACAUGGCCUAUAUAAAUUUCAGCUAC
Molecule: messenger RNA, 2743 nt
Organism: Styela clava
Lineage: Eukaryota; Metazoa; Chordata; Ascidiacea; Stolidobranchia; Styelidae
Source: RefSeq, a predicted model, not a curated record